Molecule: messenger RNA, 1246 nt
Organism: Cyphomyrmex costatus
Lineage: Eukaryota; Metazoa; Arthropoda; Insecta; Hymenoptera; Formicidae
Exons: 2
Coding region: 11-514 (167 amino acids)
Source: RefSeq, a predicted model, not a curated record
ACUUGUUAAAAUGGAGAAUUUAAUAAAGGUAGCUGGUUUAACUGUGAUUAGCUAUUUAAACAAAUUAAUAUUCUUUGAUCGAAGCAUUGACAGCAACAAUGAAGAUAGCGAUGAAGAAAUGGAAUUAUAUUUGCACAGAUUAAAAGUCCGAAUUAAUAAUGCAGUAACCAAGCCUCAUCGCAUUGAAGGUUUUAUCGAAAGAGUUGUCGAUAUGUCUACUGCUUCUGAAUUUCAAAGUCACUUCAGAAUAACCGUAACAAGUUUUGAAUGGCUCCUAAAUCGAAUAGCUCCUCUAUUAGAAAGUGCUCGAGCAGCUGGACAUCAAACUAGAGAUCCGAAAAUACAAUUACUCUCCUUUUUAUGGCUAUUAGCAACACCAGACAGUUUUCGAUCAGUCGGUUGUAGUUUUGAUUUAGGAAAGUCUACAUUAUCUGCUAUUUUUAUGCGGGUUGUAACUGCUUUAAAUGAAAUUUCUCCAGAAAUAAUAUUUUGGCCAAAUAGAGAGGAACGCUAACGCAUAGCGCUAUCUUUUCAAGCUUCUGCUGGAAUAGAAGGUAUAAUUGGUGCUAUCGAUGGAACGUAUGUUGCUAUCAAGGCUCCAAGUGAAAAUUCGGAUGUCUACAUUAAUAGAAAAUGUUUUUAUGCCAUAACUCUGCAACUAAUAUGUGAUGAUAAAUUGUCACUUAUAGAUUGCUUUACGGGUUAUCCUAGCAGAGUAUCAGAUAUAAGGAUUUUUCGAAAUUCGCCAAUAUACAAAGAUAUCACAAAUAAUGCAAAUAAUUAUUUUGAUGAAAAUCAAUUUAUUAUCGGAGAUAAGGCAUAUCCCAUUUUGUCGUGGUGCAUACCUCCCUACAUCGAAAGAAGAAAUAUUACAGAAAGGCAAAAACAUUUCAAUACUUGCCACGCCAAGUCUCGCCAAAGAUUCGAACGUUGUAUUGCUCUUUUAUUUGGAAGAUUUAGGUGAAAUAUCUUGAUAUGAAUCGAACAGAUUUCAUAGCACCAACAAUAAUUGCUGCAUGCGUGUUACAUAACAUAUGCUUAAAUAACGAAGAAAAUGAAGAAAUACGAAACACGUUUAUAAAUGAGGGUCUUCAGGCAAUGAUGAAUAAUGCUGACAAUGUUAAUCAUGAAGCAGCUAUUUACAACGAUAUAAAUGCAGAAUUGGGAAGAGAAGGUCACGCAUUACGGGACAGGAUCGCAGAAAAUUUAUAUCCGUUUCGAUAAAAAGUUUCAUAAAUCAUUGGUU